CCUCCCUUCCAGCGGCGCAUGCGCAGUGAGCGGCAGUGCGCGAGCGCCAUCCCCUCACGACGCCCCUCAGUCAACACCAUGUUGGGCGGCGGAGACGACGGAGGGGGAAGCGGCGAGGGGGCGGCGGAGGCGCCCGAGGAAGAGGAGGAAGGGAAAGGCAGCCCGGAGGAUGAGGAUGAGGAGGAAGAAGAGGCGGAGGACGAUGACGGCGACACCCGGCAGCGCUACGAGGAGCUCUGCUGCAGCCUCAACAUGGACGAGAGGGCCCGGGCCGAGGCCUGGCUCAGCUUCCAGGGCAUGAGGAGGAACUACACUCUCGAGGGAAAUGACCUCCAUUGGCUAGCAUGUGCCUUAUAUGUGGCUUGCCGAAAAGCUGUCCCAACAGUUAGCAGAGGAACUGUUGAAGGGAACUAUGUAUCUUUAAUAAGGAUACUGCGCUGCUCAGGACAAAGUUUGAUAGACUUUUUUAACAAGAUGAAGAAGUGGGAAGAUAUGGCAAACCUACCCUCCCAGUUCAGAGAACGUACCACAAGAUUAGAAAGGAACUUUACCGUUUCUGCUGUAAUUUUUAAGAAGUAUGAACCCAUUUUUCAGGAUAUUUUCAAGCACCCUCAAGACGACCCUCCCCGCCAGCAGAGAGGAAGGAAACAAAGGAGGCAGCCUUGCACAGUCUCCGAAGUUUUCCAGUUUUGCUGGGUGCUGUUUGUUUAUGCAAAAGGUAAUUUCCCCAUGAUCAGCGAUGACUUGGUCAAUUCCUACCAUCUCUUGCUGUGUGUCCUGGAUUUAGUCUAUGGAAAUUCCCUGCAGUGCCCAAAUCAUAAGGACCUUCUGAAUCCUACUUUCAAAGGGCUGCCCGAGGAUUUUCAGAGCAAGGAUUUUAAGCUGUUGUCUGAACCACCCUGCAUCAUAGAAAAGCUUUGCUCCUUACAUGAUGGUUUGCUCUUGGAGGCAAAGGGGAUCAAAGAGCAUUUCUGGAAGCCUUAUGUCAAAAGACUUUUUGAGAAAAAGAUUCUAAAAGGAAAAGAAGAAAACCUGUCUGGUUUUCUGGAUCCUGGAAAUUUUGGAGAAAGUUUAAAGAACAUCAAUAAGGCCUACGAGGAGUACAUUCUGUCUGUUGGAAACCUAGACGAGCGGAUAUUUCUUGGGGAGGAUGCAGAUGAGGAAAUAGGAACCCUGCGGAGGUGUUUGAACACAACCUCCGGAGUGGAAACAGCCGAAAGGGUUCAGGUGAAACACAACCUGCAGGAGCAUUUUGAACGAGCAAAAUCUUUCAGAAUAUCUACGCCUCUUACUGGACGGAAGUACAUAAAAGAGAGGGAAGCUUGUGUGAGCCCCAUUUCUAUAGCCACCUACAACUUGACCCGGCUUCAUACGAUGCUGACUGGUUUGAAGAAUGCGCCCAGUGAAACCCUGGAGCAAAUUUUCAGAUCAUGCUCCAAGGACCCUACUCUGUCCAUUUCCAAGAGAGUGAAAGAAAUGUAUGAAAUUUAUUGUCAGAAGACCCAGUCCCAAGGAGAUCCUGAUAGUUUUUCCAAAGAUAUUGUUGGGAAACACUUUCAUCUUGCUGAAGUACUUUACUACAAAGUAUUGGAAUCUGUCAUUGAGCAAGAAAAGAAGAGACUAGGGGAUGUUGACUUGUCUGCGAUCCUGGAACAUGACGUGUUUCACCGGUCUCUCAUGGCCUGUUGCCUUGAGAUCAUCAUUUACUCUUAUAAGGCGGCUGAUAGUUUCCCCUUCAUCACUGACAUAUUUGAUGUCCCUGCCUUUCACUUUUAUAAGGUGAUAGAAAUUCUUAUCAGAGCUGAAGAUGGCCUUUGCCGAGAAGUAGUGAAACACCUCAAUCACAUCGAGGAGCAAAUUCUAGAGAGUUUGGCAUGGAAAGAGGAGUCUCCGCUGUGGGACAAAAUCAGAGAAAAUGAUAAUAAAGUUCCCACCUGCGAGGAGGUAAUGCCGUGUCAGUAUUUUGAGAGGUCCAAUGGAAACAGCAUGGCAGGCUCCCCGUUAACCCCACGGAGGCUGAAUGAAGUUCGGGCUGAAUCUGGCGCAUUAGGAAAGGGCGUCCCAUCUUCUCCAACCACCCUCUAUGAGAGAUACGGCUCUCCAACAAGUAACCCGACCAGGAGAAGGCUCUUUGUAGACAACGACACUCCCACGGAGGGCAGUCGGACUCCCAUCAGGGUCUCCCAGCAGCCGGUGAUCAGCGCGAUGCCAGUCCAGACGGUCUCCCCAGAGUCCAUACCUGUCACUCCUGUGCCUGGGCAAACCUUGGUGACAGUCGCCACGGCAACCGUCACUGCAAAUAACGGGCAGACGGUUACGAUACCAGUGCAGGGGAUCGCCAAUGAAAAUGGAGGGAUUACGUUCAUCCCAGUCCAGGUGAACGUGAGCGGUCAGGCACAGUCGCUUCCCAGCUCCAUCCCUCCUCUCAGCGCCCAGACACUUGCCGGGACCCUGAGCCCUCAACAGAUGACCAGCACAUCCCUGCACUUACAAGGCCAGUUCCAGCAGAUUCCUGUUCCUGGAGAACAGCGGCAGAAACAGCAAGGCAUCAAAUCCCGAAAAACCGGCUCACUCAUGCUCUUCUUUAGAAAGGUGUUCCACUUAGCGAGCGUCCGGCUGCGAGACCUUUGUCUCAAGCUAGAUAUUUCUGACGAGCUGAGAAAGAAAAUCUGGACCUGUUUUGAGUUCUCAUUUGUACAGUGUUCCGACCUCAUGAUGGACCGGCAUUUAGACCAGCUCUUGAUGUGUGCCAUAUACAUAAUAUCGAAGGUUACAAAAGAAGACACGUCAUUUCAGAAUAUCAUGCGUUUCUAUCGGACCCAGCCCCAAGCUAAGAGCCAUGUAUAUCGCAGCGUCUUGAUAAAAGGCAGAAGACGAAGGAAUUCAGGCAAUGCUGAAAGCAACAACCAGCAAAAUUCCCCCACGGAGAAAAAUAAGGAUAGAACAAGCAGAGAUUCCAGCCCCGUGAUGAUGCGAUCCAGCAGCACCCUCCCAGUGCCGCAGCCCAGCAGUGCUCCCCCGACCCCGACACGCCUCAUUGGGGCCAAAAGCGAGGAGGAGGAAGAGGAAGAGCGCGGGGACCUGAUCAGGUUCUACAACAACGUCUACACCGACCGAAUCAAAGACUUUGCCCUGAAGUACUCCUCAAGCAACGCAGGUGAAGUUCCUCCCUUGUCUCCUUAUCCUUUUGUCAGAAGCGGAUCCCCACGCAGGAUACAACUGUCGCAGAACCACAAAGUCUACAUCUCGCCUCACAAAAACGAGUCGGCGCUGUCUCCGCGGGAGAAAAUAUUCUACUAUUUCAGCAGCAGCCCCUCAAAGAGGCUUCAAGAGAUUAAUAGUAUGAUUAGAACGGGAGAAACUUCGCCGAAGAAGAGAGGGAUUGUUCUUGAAGAAGGGGCCGACGAGUCGCCGGCCAAGCGGAUGUGCCCCGAAAACCACACAGCCCUCCUGCGACGACUGCAAGAUGUGGCCAACGACAGAGGCUCCCACUGACCUUGUGGACAAGGCGUGGGCAAACUUCGGCCCUCCGGGUGUUUUGGACUUCAACUCCCACAAUUCCUA
Molecule: messenger RNA, 3564 nt
Organism: Anolis sagrei ordinatus
Lineage: Eukaryota; Metazoa; Chordata; Lepidosauria; Squamata; Anolidae
Gene: RBL2
Product: RB transcriptional corepressor like 2
Biological process (GO): cell differentiation; negative regulation of G1/S transition of mitotic cell cycle; regulation of transcription by RNA polymerase II
Cellular component (GO): chromatin; transcription regulator complex; nucleus
Molecular function (GO): RNA polymerase II transcription regulatory region sequence-specific DNA binding
Source: RefSeq, a predicted model, not a curated record